AUGGGCGAUUUGCAGACUUUGCGGAAGAAGCAGGAGAUCCUGCUGAACAAGCUGGAGGUGCUGAACCAGUUCGUCGAGCACUACAAGGCGGAAGAACACGAGUGCCAGCUGGAAGUUCGACUCGGAAUGCUGAACGACGUUUACCUGGAGUUUACGAACCUACGGACGAAGCUGGAGUUGCUGCUGGAAGAAAAGGAUGCGGCCAAGUACGCAGAUGCGGAGCCGAAGGUCAAGCAGGAGGUCGUGUCACAUCGUGAAGAGGCCAAUCUACAGGUGGUACAGGAGUUCGACAACAAAUUCUGCAAGGUCAAGGCGAUGCUGAUUGCGAAGCGGCCGGUCAAGGUCGUCGCACAGACAGCUCCAAGUGUUGGUGAUGCGGAUACCUCGUUUCCGUUGCGCGUCAAGCUGCCUGACAUUCAUCUGCCGAACUUCAGCGGAAAUCUGCGCGAGUGGGUGACCUUCCGUGACACCUUCAAGAGUCUCAUCCACCGGAACUCGAAGCUGACAUCGAUGGACAAGUUCACCUAUCUCCAAUCGUCACUUUCUGGUCCUGCAUUGCUGGAGAUCAGUGGCAUCGACCUGUCGGAAGAAAACUACUCCGUCGCGUGGAACGCGCUGGAGGAGGAGUACGGAAACAAGAAGCUGAUCGUGAAAGCCCACCUCGAUGUCAUUCUGGAUCUGGAACCGCUGACCAAGGAGUCGUACGACGGUCUCAGCCACCUGCUCGGUGAGUUUGAGAAAAAUCUGCAGAUGCUGGACAAGAUGGGCGAAAAGACUGCCGACUGGAGUACGGUUAUGGCGCACGUCCUGUGCUCAAAGCUGGACUCGGCCACGCUUAGGAAUUGGGAGACCCACCACAACAGCAAGGAUGUCCCAACCUACAAGGCUCUACUGGAGUUCUUGCGCGCCCACUGUUCGGUUCUUCAGUCGAUCCAACGAGCGAAAGCGAAACCGUCGGAACAGCGCCCUCCGAAGGCAGCGGUCUGUCAUACUGCUGUGCGGAGCAGCAACCAGUGUCACUUUUGCAGCGGCCCGUGGCACACCCCGUUCCGGUGCUUCAAGUUUCAGAAGAUGACGAUCUCGGAGCGCAACGACGCUGUUUCGAGAAACAAGCUGUGCAGAAACUGCCUGAAGCCUGGACAUAACCCGCGGAUGUGCGAAGGAGGAACUUGCCACCACUGUCACCAGAAACAUCACUCGAUGCUGCACAACGAUCAGAUGAGAUCCUCCGUUCCACAACAGCAGUCGAGACCAACCGCGACGACCUCAGUACAGCGACAAAAACCCAGACCACAGAACACGAAUCAGACAACACACACUCCAGCCAACAAUGCACCUGCUAAUCCGACUAACCUACAGACUACAGACUCUCAAGCCACACAGCCACAAACCACUAGCCAAAACUACGUUGCACUACCCGUCACGCCCACACACAACAUCAUCCUGUCAACCGCGCUCAUCCGUAUCAAAGACCGCUUUGAAACACGCUGCUAG
Culex quinquefasciatus (southern house mosquito) is the source of this 1494-nucleotide messenger RNA. RefSeq lists its product as uncharacterized. The transcript has a single exon. NCBI's taxonomy places the organism in Eukaryota, Metazoa, Arthropoda, Insecta, Diptera, Culicidae. The record is from RefSeq and is a predicted model, not a curated record. The coding region runs from base 1 to 1494 and encodes 497 amino acids.